This is a messenger RNA of Oppiella nova, 1269 nucleotides long. Lineage: Eukaryota; Metazoa; Arthropoda; Arachnida; Sarcoptiformes; Oppiidae. The record is from the annotation of a GenBank genome assembly.
AUGGACGUGAGUGGACAGGUAUGGCGAGAGCACCGGAGUUUUGCGGUACAUGUGCUCAAAGAGUUGGGAUACGGGAAGGGCUCGAUGGAGGACAGGAUCACCGAUGAGAUCAGUUAUCUUAUCAAACAUAUCGACGAGACUAAUGGUGAGCCCAUGAAUAUACACGACGUCUUGACGCCCAGUAUGUCCAACAAUAUCUGUCAUCUGGUGUUUGGCCACCGAUUGGACUUCAAUGAACCCAAACGCCAGACGAUGGACAGGAUGUUAGACGAGGCGUCGAAAGUGUUUUCAGUAAUCGGGGUCUUAAUGAUGACACCCCUGUGGUUGAGUCAACUCAUGUUCAAAGUCGUGGCAAUGAAUAAAAACAAAAAGUUUAUAAAAGCUUUCGAUGUUUUUAAUAAAGAGAUUUCUUCGCACCAGAAGUCGUUUGAAGUGAAUAAUAGAGUCAAUGAUUAUAUCGACGGAUACUUAGCGGAGAUGGAAGUGAGACAACGAAAGGAUCCCAACACUCACUUCACCCUGCCGAGACUUAUGGCUAAUUGUCGGGCGUUUUUUGGUGCCGGUAGUGAAACAGUGCGGACGACCACCGAAUGGCUGUUAUUACUGUCCGUCAGAUACAGCGAACACCAGAAGAGGAUUCACGAAGAGAUCGAUUCUGUGGUCGGAAGAGAUCGGAGUCCCUGUUAUGCCGACAGACUAUUACUGUCCGUCAGAUACAGCGAACACCAGAAGAGGAUUCACUCAGAGAUCGAUUCUGUGGUCGGAAGAGAUCGGAGUCCCUGUUAUGCCGACAGACUUCAUAUGCCGUUCACUCAGGCGUUCAUUUGCUUAGCUAAGGACACAAGUGAUGGCAAACAAGUGAUUAAAACAGAGGCUUUGAUACCAUUCUCUAUGGGUAAACGCAAUUGUGUUGGCGAGACGUUAGGACGAGUGGAGGUAUUCCUGUAUUUCGUAUCACUUCUACAAAGAUAUACAAUAAGUGCAGCAAUUGAUGGGACAGUCGUAUCGUUAGAGGAGACAUUCGGGUUAACACUACAGCCCAAGAAUCCUAUGAUUCUUAGAUUUGAGAAACGUGUAUAAAUUCUUAUCCCAUAAUAUGUGGCUUUGCUCGUAAUAUAAUAAUUAUUUUUCUCAUUGAUUGUUUAUAUGAAGAAACCAAUAAAUUUUUGGCAUACAAUAUAUAUUAUUUUGAUUUUUGGAAUUGUUUUAGUUAUGCAGGUACUGAUUAGGUACUGCGGGACUGUCACACUGCAAUAUUGUUGAAUUUAU